Molecule: messenger RNA, 4825 nt
Organism: Colletotrichum scovillei
Lineage: Eukaryota; Fungi; Ascomycota; Sordariomycetes; Glomerellales; Glomerellaceae
Product: fungal specific transcription factor domain-containing protein
Exons: 2
Coding region: 2255-4591 (778 amino acids)
Biological process (GO): DNA-templated transcription
Molecular function (GO): zinc ion binding; DNA binding
Source: RefSeq, a predicted model, not a curated record
GUGACAUUGACCUUCCAGCGGCUCAUGUUGACGCGGCCGAAUCUGGGAUUGUGACAGAGAACAAUUACAACGCGAUUGCCGGUCUGCGGCAACAAAGCGAACCCAAUCUAACGUCAGUGCUCUUCCCAUUCCAUCAGUCGCAGCAGAGACAAGAAGAAGAAAGAGAAGAACGGACGGGGCAACAUCAGUUGCUGUUUGAUACGGGUACAUCAACGGAUAUAAGCUGCAGUGCAGGAGGAAGAGAAGAGGAAGAAGGAAGAAGAGAGGCAAGACUUGUAGAGGUCCCCACGUUUGGAUUGCACCUUCCCGGACCUCAACCUGUGUUAGGUUCCGGACCUACUAUUGACCCAUCUUUUUCUCUUUUGGCAUCAUCCACAAUACCAGCGACAACAUCAGCAAGUAGAAGAGCGACAGGAGCAUCAUCAUCAGGAGUCGCAGGACAUUCGGCAGAAGUGCAUUUUCCGAAUUCCAUCUCAUCAAUCUCCAGCCCCAGCAGCUCCGGCACUAGCAGCUCCACCGCCCCCAGUUCCUCGUCCCGCAGGCCCAUCCUCUUCCCAUCAGCAUCAGCACCGGCGCCAGCACCAGCACCAGCACCCGCAUCAGCAUCAGGGGAAACACCAUUUGCCCACCCCCACUCCCACCACUCCUUGUUCUCGCUGACCUCACCCCCCCUCCACCCGCAUCCGCAUCCGCACCCGCACACGCACCCGCACCCACGCCACCUGAACAAUCCUCGCACACAUCAGAAGCACCAGAAGAAGUACCAGAAGCCUUACCAGCGUCAGCAGCAGCAGGGCCACUACCUCCAACACCAACACCACGCCCACUCCCCGUACCCAGCCGGCCAGGCCAGCCACCACCACCACCACCAUAAUCACCAGGCUCCGCUGCCUCCGUCCAUCCCAGUCUCAGUCUCAGUCCCAGCACCACCAACACCACCAACACCAGCACCACCAGCACAAACACAUCCAGAGCCUGCGCCAGAGCCAGACGUUGUUGCGCCUGGGCCACCAGAGCCAGUGACUCGGCCGCUGCCACACCUGUUCCCUCCCACUGGCCCUCCUCCCAUUACUAGUCGACCCGAGAAAUUCGUCGACGAACCUCUUCACCAUUACCCUCACGACUCCGUCGCAGCUCACGCUUCACGGUCGCCCAUGGAUGUCGAUAUGUCGUCGACCGACCUUUCGGCUCAGCAGCAGCAACAGCAGCAGCAGCAGCUUAACCAGCAACAAUCACCACAAAAAUCAGAGUCGCCAUCACAGGCCCCAGGAACCUCUACCAAUCCAGCUGGUGCGAGUCCCAACGCUCAAGGUAGCUCUGCUGCUGCUGCUGCCGCCGCGGCCGCGGCCGCCGCGAACCACUUGAGUUUUCGCAGGUUCGUCCCUCACCAUCGACCCGAAUCCCGUCAAAUUCUUUCAAUAGCCAUCUUCCAAUCAAUGGCGGAUGUAACCUGUGUGCUAAUAUAUUCUUUGAUUCGAAUAGGCAACGAGCUUCUAGAGCUUGCGAGGUACGUAGUCUCACACCUUAUUGUUUUGUCGCGCCCGCCAUUCCGUGGCCCCUCUGCCCACUUUGUGCCGAGGCAUCGCUACUCGCGCCGCGGCGCUGCGUUGCGCUCUACUGGUGCAAUGCUGCCCUGCGAGAUCUCACGCCCACAUCUCGUCGGCCUUCCUUUAUCUGAAUUAAAGCUAACCUUGUAUUGUACAGACAUGUCACGCCCGCAAGGUACGAAUAGCCUUCUUUUCUACUUGAGUGUCCUUUUUCUUGUGGGCGAUUGGGCUUCCGAGUCGGCCGAUUCCUACCCACAACCGAAUUUCACCUAACCCCUCCUCCGAUCGACACUUUUCGCCAAACCUUUUCGUCUAACAUCUUUGUCUAGGUACGAUGCGAUGCCGCGAGUCUCGGUGUGCCCUGCACAAACUGCGUAGCCUUCCAAAUAGAAUGUCGCAUUCCGACUCCAAAGCGGAAGAAGACUACGAAUGCCGGAACGAACAAGGACUCGGACAGGUCUGCCUCAGCUUCGCCGUUUCCACAUGCUCCCAGUCAUGGGCUAACUGAGGUGUGCUCCAGCGAGAAAGGAGAUAAUGCCGAAGAGCGUUCACCGAGAGCUCCCAGUGUUCCUGCGCCAGGACCUGGGACCUUCCCGCCGCGGACUCCUGCUGUCUAUCACACCACAGAUGGCACGCCGUCGUCCACCUAUACCGAGUCGCAAGCCCGAAAGGAGGAAGUCGAUAGUGGUACUUAUCUCAACCUGGUGAUGAAACCAAAGUUCACCAGAGCCCCUAUAACGGAUGCUGGUAGGGUCGCGUAUCUUGGAGAGUCUUCCAAUUUGACGUUGCUUGUACACGAUCGACAAGGCUCGUCAGACGUAGUGCACUAUCCUUUACCCGAAAAUGUGAGGGGUUCCAGGGCCCGAUUGACCGAGCUGGACAACGUCGAAAUCGAUAUCCUUCACCAACGCGGCGCCUUCCUUCUACCGCCUAGAUCUUUAUGCGAUGAGCUUAUCGACUCCUACUUCAAAUGGAUCCAUCCGAUCGUUCCGGUCAUCAACCGUACCCGCUUCAUGCGACAGUACCGCGAUCCCAAGAACCCGCCGUCUCUUUUAUUACUGCAGGCUGUGCUGCUGGCCGGCUCAAGAGUCUGCACGAACCCACAGCUGAUGGAUGCCAAUGGUUCGACGACGCCCGCUGCCCUGACCUUCUACAAAAGGGCAAAGGCGCUCUACGAUGCCAAUUACGAAGACGAUCGGGUUACCAUUGUGCAGUCAUUAUUGUUGAUGGGGUGGUACUGGGAAGGCCCUGAAGAUGUCACCAAGAACGUGUUUUAUUGGAGUCGAGUCGCCACUAUCGUCGCUCAGGGUUCUGGAAUGCAUCGAAGUGUUGAGCAGUCACAACUCAGCCGCUCCGACAAGAGGCUGUGGAAACGAAUCUGGUGGACUCUCUUUACACGAGACAGGUCUGUUGCAGUUGCUCUCGGCCGACCAGUCCACAUCAACCUCGACGACUCCGACGUCGAGAUGCUCACUGAGGAUGACUUUAUCGAGGAUGAUGGCGACCGUAAUAGCGAGUACCCUCCAGAUCCCAUACACGUGCAGUUCUUCAUGCAGUACGUCAAGCUUUGCGAAAUCAUGGGCCUGGUGCUGUCUCAGCAGUACUCGGUAGCCUCCAAAGGACGACAGAGAAACGCCAUCGAUUUGACCCAUAGCGAUAUGGCUCUCGCCGAUUGGCUCCAAAAUUGCCCAAAGAUCGUGUACUGGGAGGUUGCUCGGCACCACUUUUGGUCAGCCCUGCUACACUCGAAUUACUACACGACACUGUGCCUCUUACACAGAGCUCACAUGCCGCCAAAUGGAGGCAGUCGUUUCCCUGACGAUUCUCCAUAUCCUUCACGAAACAUUGCGUUCCAAGCCGCGGCUAUGAUCACCUCUAUCAUCGAAAACUUGGCAGCUCAUGGCGAACUUCGAUUCUGUCCGGCAUUUGUUGUGUACAGCUUGUUUUCGGCCCUGAUCAUGCACGUCUACCAAAUGCGGUCGCCGGUCCCAUCGAUUCAGCAGGUAACCCAGGACAGGUUACGAACAUGCAUGCAGGCCCUCAAGGAAGUGUCGCGAGUUUGGCUGGUAGGAAAGAUGGUGUAUACCUUAUUUGAGUCCAUCAUAGGAAACAAAGUGCUCGAGGAACGGCUGCAGAAGGCUGCGGGAAAGAGGCACAGGAAAGCACAACAGGCGUUGGCACAGCUGGAGCAGCAACAGCGGCCGCAGGACGUUGCCAAGAGGAAGUACGAUGACAUGGCGAUCGACUUCAGCGUCAAUACUCCAACACCUCAAGAGUCUUACGAAAGAUCACGCCCGCAGACCCCUAGCCAUAUGAAGGGCGACGGAGGUCCAAAUCAGCAGACGAUGCCGCCUCCGAUCACAUCACCCAAUGCGAGACAGAACGCAGAUACGUUCAUGGGCGGAACCUCCUCCAGGCCGCAGACCAGACCAGCGACGCCCUUCAACCCUUCAUUCUCGGUGCCGGCCACACCGCCAGACCUCUAUCUUGUUACACGUAACUCGCCCAAUAUUUCUCAGUCCUUGUGGGAAAACUUCCAACCCGACCAGCUUUUCCCAGACAGCGCAAGUAUGCCUGCAUUCCCGCACAUGUCCCCGCCACCGAACCACCAUGGCUUAGAUACAGGCCUCAUGGCGCAGCUGCAUAAUCAAAACACGUCCCAUGGUCUACCAGCACAAAACACUCAAUUCCAAGCACGCGGCCCUACCAAACAAGGAUUGAGUGGAAGCCCUCAACAAGGCGCGAACGUCCUGGGGUCUGGCAUGCAGGGUUUCCAGCAGCAGCAACCGCAGCAGCAGCAACAGGCACAGGGGCAAGGGCAGAGCUCCAACAACAAUAACAGCCUCAACAGCAAUCUCUGGACAGCGAAUUUCGACGGCUUGAUGCCGGAUGGACAAAGCCCAAGUGACAGCUGGAGUACAGGAUCAGCCCAAGGGCAACCUGUUCCAAACACGCUCAAUGUUGAAGAUUGGUUCCAAUUCUUUGGUAUCAAUAACGGUGACCUAGCUAGCAUGAAUCUCGAUUUGGGGUUAGGACCCCAGUAGGGCGAAUUUGUAGGGCGAUUGUGCGCAUAUUCCAUCAGCCGUCUCCAACGUAUUUGCAAUCAAAGUUGACUUACGACUUGCACAUGGCGGGAAGGUGCAUAGCGGAUGUAUCGCCAAAUGAUACCAUCUCGUCACGGGAGCUUCGUGUUUACUUAGUAGCAUGUGUAGGAAAAGUCAGGACAUUCCUGGGCGAGUGACCUUAGCAAUCAAUGCCUACCGAUUCUUCAAUACAAG